Messenger RNA from Cebus imitator (Panamanian white-faced capuchin), 886 nucleotides. RefSeq names its product coiled-coil domain containing 167 (gene CCDC167). The transcript is spliced from 6 exons. Lineage: Eukaryota; Metazoa; Chordata; Mammalia; Primates; Cebidae. The coding region runs from base 115 to 438 and encodes 107 amino acids. The record is from RefSeq and is a predicted model, not a curated record.
GCUACUUGGUGGGCGCGUCCAGUGAUGACUGGGGGAUGCCGGCAAGUAACAUGACUAAAAAGAAGCGGGAGAAUCUGGGCGUCGCUCUAGAGAUGUUUGAUCACCCGGCCCCACAUGUGUGGAGUGUUUGGAAGCCAGGGUUUCCUCACGGCGUCUCCGUCACUCUGGGAUACGCUCGUGGGGCAGAUCGAUGGGCUAGAGAAGAAGCUGUCCCAGUGUCAGAGAGACCUAGAGGCUGUGAACUCCAGGCUCCACAGCGGGGAUCUGAGCCCAGAGGCCAGGAGGUCCCUGGAGAAGGAGAAAAACAGCCUAAUGAGCAAAGCCUCCCACUACGAGAAGGAACUGAAGUUGCUUCGGCAAGAGAACCGGAAGAACAUGCUGCUCUCUGUGGCCAUCUUCAUCCUUCUGACCCUUGUCUAUGCCUACUGGACCAUGUGAGCCUGGCACUUCCCCACAGCCAGCACAGGCUUCCACUUGGCCCCUUGGUCAGGGCCAGGCAGGCACUUCAAGCCUCAACAGGACCAAGGUGCCAGGACAUCCCCCUCCUAGCUUCCUGGCGGCCCAGGCCGCCUUGCCUCCCCAGCCUGCUGGGGGGUUCUGUGUCUCCAGAAGGACAUGGUGGCAAUAAAGAACACCAAGCUGCUUCUGUCUGAUUCUGCAAGACACACUGAUAAACCCAGGAUUGGGUGGAAAUACAGCAUCUCAGCAGUGCUGCUGCCAGCCUGGGGGUGGGAAGCUGGAUGCUGGCUGAAGGACCCCCAUGGUGAAGUCGAUUCCAACCUCACAGGAGCCUCGGUGCCCUAUCUAUCUCCAUGGAAACCAGCCUGGCACUGGGAUGGGGCCCUAGGGAGCCUGCAUGAACAUCUCUGAGAGGUAUUUCCCAUUA